AUGGUGGAAAGACGAGCACACUCCUUUCACAUGACGUGCCAUGUGCAACGUGACUAUGGCAGCAGGCUGGGGGGCUCUAUCAUAAGAUGCAGCCCCAAUGGAUAUGCCAGUUCGAGUCUCAGCCUCAGCCUGGACCAGGAGGUGGAUGCAAACCCUGCAACCUCCACCACCACUACAAUUGCUGCCCCACAGGCUCCUGAUUCUGACAGAAGCCACUACUCUCCUGUUUCACUGGAACUGGACCCCACAGCAGUGAAUAAUGGAUCAGGCAGCCCCUGCUGUCCACCAGCAGACACAAAGGACCCAGCAUUGCAGAUGAUACACAGCCAGCCCUCUAUCACCUCUGUCCCUCCAACUCUUCCUCGUUCGAGCUGGCUGCAUCAUCAAAAAGAAUUCCGCCGGCCUUACAUCAAGACUAGCAUGCAGGGGGAUGUUUACAACUUCCUAGAGAGACCUGCUGGACUGAAAUGCUUCCUCUACCAUUUCCUUGUCUUUCUCAUGGUCCUGGUGUGUCUAAUCUUCAGUGUCCUGUCCACAAUAGAGCAGUAUGCAGAAUUUGCCACUGGAACACUCUUCUGGAUGGAGAUUGUGCUGGUGCUGUUCUUUGGCACAGAGUAUGCGGUCCGGCUGUGGUCGGCAGGCUGCCGCAGCAAAUAUGCAGGCAUCAAAGGACGUCUCCGCUUUAUCAGGAAGCCCAUAUCAAUCAUAGAUUUGAUAGUGGUUAUUGCCUCAAUCAUUGUGCUCGGUGUAGGCUCCAAUGGCCAAGUGUUUGCCACGUCUGCCAUCAGGGGCAUUCGUUUUCUACAAAUCCUGCGUAUGCUGCAUGUGGAUCGACAGGGAGGAACGUGGAGGCUCCUGGGAUCUGUAGUCUUCAUUCAUCGACAGGAGCUGAUCACCACCCUGUACAUCGGCUUCCUGGGCCUGAUCUUUUCCUCCUACUUUGUCUACUUGGCGGAGAAGGAUGCUGUGGAUGAGGAGGGCAAGACAGGUUUCUCCAGCUAUGCUGAUGCCCUGUGGUGGGGCGUGGUGACUGUCACCACGAUUGGCUAUGGAGACAAGAUUCCUCAAACGUGGAUAGGAAAGGCCAUUGCCUCCUGCUUCAGCGUCUUCGCCAUCUCCUUCUUCGCUCUGCCUGCUGGUAUCUUGGGAUCAGGGUUUGCCCUGAAGGUCCAACAGAAGCAGAGACAGAAACACUUCAACAGACAAAUCCCUGCUGCAGCCUCUCUCAUCCAGACACUUUGGAGGUGUUAUGCAGCAGAGAAACCAAACGGCUGUGCUGCUACAUGGAAAAUGUAUGUCCUGACUCCUGCGCCUGUCGCUACAAUGGACUCUUACAACGCCAGUCCUUAUUCCAGGAAGUUGAACAUAUCGAAAAAGGGAACCAAGAGGAGACUGAAGUCCGGCGGUAAUGGUGCUAUGAGCGUUGCCUCAGAGAGAGCUGUAUCGAUACCUCAGAUCACCUAUGAUCACAUUGAUGACUCUGGAGAGAAGAAAGAUCACUCUUUCUUCCAUGAAGAGCCAAGGGGGACUGUUGAAGGAAUCACCAGGAUGUUGAGACAAACAGGCCCUCCUCAUCAUUCUUGGUCAUCUUUUGCUCUGAGCUGCCCAGCAUCUCCAGUUAAAAGGAAUCAUGACAACAGCCUGUCCAUCGACAUCUCCCGGGCCAACAGCAUAACCGAUGAACUGGACUACAUGAGUGAGGACAUUCCCCUUCCUGUGGUGACUGACAAGACGCAUCUUUUGACCUGCCCGUUCGUGGCAUUGGUCCAGGACUCUUUCUCCACACAGCACUUGAAUUCCACAAGGUUGUCCCAUGCCCAGAGAUCAGCUGUAAAAGUCCUCCGCAGAAUGCAGUACUUUGUGGCCAGGAAGAAAUUUCAGCAAGCGCGGAAGCCCUAUGACGUGCGAGACGUGAUCGAGCAAUAUUCCCAGGGCCACCUCAACAUGAUGGUGCGCAUCAAGGAGCUGCAGAGAAGGCUGGACGGUACACUGGGUAAGCCAGGAAUGUUUCUCCCAGGAAAAGGGGAAGAUAAAGAAUACCCAACUAUUGGGGCGCGACUGAUUAGGCUGGAAGAUAAGGUCCAUCAGAUGGACAAGAAAAUGGACUCAGUCCUGAAGAUCCUGAGAGAUCAGUUCCUGCCCAAGCCGGAGCUGACGUCAAAGCCCUCCAUCCGCAGGGUGACCAUCCAGAAACGCAUGGAGACCAGCUUGGACGAGGGGCCCUGA
Messenger RNA from Scomber japonicus (chub mackerel), 2226 nucleotides. RefSeq names its product potassium voltage-gated channel, KQT-like subfamily, member 1.2 (gene kcnq1.2). Gene Ontology annotation, molecular function: voltage-gated potassium channel activity. The transcript is spliced from 19 exons. Lineage: Eukaryota; Metazoa; Chordata; Actinopteri; Scombriformes; Scombridae. Bases 1 to 2226 code for a protein of 741 amino acids. Gene Ontology annotation, cellular component: membrane. The record is from RefSeq and is a predicted model, not a curated record. Gene Ontology annotation, biological process: potassium ion transport; transmembrane transport.